Pelmatolapia mariae (spotted tilapia) is the source of this 1861-nucleotide messenger RNA. It is a transcript of the gene snx5, whose product is annotated as sorting nexin 5. Gene Ontology annotation, biological process: retrograde transport, endosome to Golgi; pinocytosis. Gene Ontology annotation, molecular function: dynactin binding; phosphatidylinositol binding. The coding region runs from base 133 to 1329 and encodes 398 amino acids. The record is from RefSeq and is a predicted model, not a curated record. The transcript has 13 exons. NCBI's taxonomy places the organism in Eukaryota, Metazoa, Chordata, Actinopteri, Cichliformes, Cichlidae. Gene Ontology annotation, cellular component: endosome.
GGGAUGUGGGCGAAAAAAACGUUUUGACAGUUCGUUUGGUAGCUAACUAGCCACCAGAGAGUUCGCUUCCUGCAAAUAGUUGUGUUAUUCCAGUGAUCGUCUUCCUGGCAUUCUUUCGAUUUCAGUGCCAUUAUGACAUCAAUAGAUGAAAACAGUAAAGAAAAGUUGCGCUCUGUGUCUGUGGACCUAAACCAUGAUGCCUCUCUUCUUAUUGACAUUCCCGAUGCACUCUGUGAAAGAGACAAAGUCAAGUUUACAGUUCAUACAAAGACCACACUGAGCUCUUUCCAGAAGCCGGAUUUCUCUGUUCCCAGGCAGCAUGAAGAUUUCAUCUGGUUACAUGACACUCUGGUGGAGACGGAGGAUUAUGCUGGCCUAAUAAUUCCGCCAGCACCCCCGAAGCCUGACUUUGACAGCCCAAGAGAGAAGAUGCACAAACUGGGGGAAGGUGAAGCCACUAUGACCAAAGAGGAGUACACUAAAAUGAAACAGGAGCUGGAGGCUGAAUACCUGGCUGUCUUUAAGAAAACUGUCCAAGUGCAUGAAAUCUUCCUGCAGAGACUGUCUUCUCACCCUGUUUUAAGCAAAGACAGGAACUUCCAGAUUUUCUUGGAGUAUGACCAGGAUCUCAGUGUGAGGCGAAAAAAUGCAAAGGAAAUGUUUGGAGGAUUCUUUAAAAACAUGGUAAAGUCAGCUGAUGAAGUCCUUAUCUCAGGAGUAAAGGAAGUUGAUGACUUUUUUGAGCAGGAAAAAACCUUCUUGCUUGACUAUUACAGCAAGAUCAAAGAUUCCACCGCCAAAGCAGAGAAAAUGACCCGUGCACACAAAAAUAUUGCAGAUGAUUAUAUUCACAUUUCUGCCACUCUGAACAGUCUCACAGCUGAUGAUAUGACAGCAAAUAAGAAAAAUCUUGAGAAGCUGUCAGACUUGUUUGAGAAGCUUAGAAAAGUGGAGGGAAGAGUGGCGUCUGACCAGGACCUAAAACUCACAGAGUUGCUGAGAUACUACAUGAGAGACAUCCAGGCUGCUAAGGACCUUCUGUACAGACGAGCCCGGGCGUUGGCUGACUACGAGAACUCUAACAAAGCUUUGGAUAAGGCCCGACUGAAGAGCAAGGAUAUUCCCCAGGCGGAGGAACACCAGCGGCAGUGCCUGCAGAAAUUUGACAAGCUCUCAGAAUCUGGGAAGAAAGAACUCACCAGUUUCAAGGGCAGACGAGUCGUGGCCUUCAGAAAGAACUUCAUAGAGAUGGCUGAGCUUGAGAUAAAGCACGCCAAGAACAGCGUGGCUCUAUUGCAGGGUUGCAUCGAGCUGCUCAAGAGCAACUGAUGCGCUGAAGUAUUCCUGUGCUGCCAUCACAAAGUGACCAGUCAAAGAACGGAAACUUGGCGUCCCCGGGGGAGGGGGCCUUGCACGGACAUGAAUCUCAGCUCUGUGCCCGCUCUCGCCUGGGUCUGAUGCCACUUUUAAACCCUGCACAAGAUUAAGUGUCUUGUAUGCACAGUGUCUUCAUGUUUACAGAGUCCCUGUCCUCUGGUCUGUGGUCCAUCCUUUUCCAUUAAUUUAAGGAAGUCUAGCUCAAUGUGAAUGGCUCCAGAAGAGAAUGUGGCGGCCCAACAUCAAGGUCUUCCAUAUUUUUUUGCAGCAUCAAAUCAUUUUGGGGGUUUUUUGUUUUAUUUUUUUUUUACCUUAAACACAUAUUAUAUUUCUUGCUUUUCGAUCAUGUUUCUGCCUUCAUUUCCUCCACUCUAACCUCUUUCUUUAUAUAUACUUUUACACAACUUUAAAAUACUUAGAUAAUCAUUUCCACAUAAUUGAUUGAUUUAUGAUUUAUGUGUUUUAUCUUUUGGGGCUUUUAUUU